AUGACCAUGUCUAUAGCAGGUGGUCAGACAAAUCAAUAUCUGACAAAUCCCAGUUAUUUGGCUGGGUUGCUUUCAAGCACAAUGACCAUGUCUAUAGCAGGUGGUCAGACAAAUCAAUAUCUGACAAAUCCCAGUUAUUUGGCUGGGUUGCUUUCGAGCACAAUGACCAUGUCUAUAGCAGGUGGUCAGACAAAUCAAUAUCUGACAAAUCCCAGUUAUUUGGCUGGGUUGCCUUCGGGCACAAUGACCAUGUCUAUAGCAGGUGGUCAGACAAAUCAACACAAAAAUCUUAGUUACUUUGUGGCCACAGUGAACACAAUCAGUGCCAGUGAUUAUAACCCGGCAGAGGAAAGUUGUACUGAAGAAUUCAGCAAUUUAAACUAUCAUGAAGAUAUUGCCAAUGCCAGUGACGUAUUAUAUCCUUUGUACCAAAGGGAUACCUACUUAAGUGCCACUUAUUCAUGUAAUUUACGUGGUGGUAUGUAUUCUUCAAGUAAUGAUCCCAAUUUGUCUUGGAGUGUUUUGGAAAAUAAGUUAGCUUUAAUAAGUCGAGCACCAGAAGUUCACCUGGUGACUGCUUUUUUGCAUCUUUAG
Messenger RNA from Paramuricea clavata, 594 nucleotides. The record is from the annotation of a GenBank genome assembly. NCBI's taxonomy places the organism in Eukaryota, Metazoa, Cnidaria, Anthozoa, Malacalcyonacea, Plexauridae.